UGACGAUAAAUUUAAGUUAGCGUGAAAUACUGUUUACAGUUGAUGGAACAACUUUUUUUUGUCACAUGAGUCAAUUAAAAAUGUAAACGAGAGAUUUAUAAAAUACAGAAUAUAGUCUGGUUCAUGGACGCUGUGUAGAAAAUUGUAGGAAAUAUAAUCCCGUUUGCAUGUUAGAAAGUUUAAGUAGAAAGGAAGAUUGUUAAAACUUCUUAAAGUAUUUGGUGUUGAUUCUUUUUUAAACGAUUAACAACCGGAGAAAAUAUGGCCGUCACGUACACGAUCAAUGAUGCAGUAGAAAAGUUUGGUUAUGGAAUGUUUAACUUCAAGCUUACUUUACUACUGUCCAUUAUGUAUUUGACCGAUGGUGUUGAGCUUACUUUAGUUGCAUUAGCAUCUCCGCGGAUAAAGUGUUUAUGGAAUUUGACAUCCACAGAAACAGCGUUGCUUUCCUCAGCUGUAUUUGGAGGCAUGUUGUGUGGUGGAGUUUACUGGGGCGAGAUUGCAGAUAAAAUGGGACGAAAGUUGCCUAUGGUUGUCUGCGCAGCAUUGGUUGUGUACUUUGGACUUCUUUCUGGUGUAACAUUUAAUGUAUGGUCACUUUUUGUUAUGCGUGCAUUUGUUGGUUUUUUCAUGGUUUGUAUUCCGGCUACAGUGAUAGUUUACGGUGUUGAAUUCAUUCCAAUAAAAUAUAGAGGCAGUGUUGCAUUCGGAUUUAAUUUUAGUUACGCCUUUGGCUCAAUGUUCGCAUCCGGUUUAGCAUAUUUGGUGAUGAACAAUUUGGGAUGGCGUUGGUACAUGAUUUUGUGUACUGCGCCUGCCAUUUUAUUUCUAGCAUUUUCAACAUGGUUACCUGAAUCAGUUAGAUAUCUAUACAUAGCUGGUCGGUAUAACGAUGUUGUGGCAUUAUUACACAGAAUUUCAAGAGAAAAUAAAGAAACGCUCCCAAAUGGAGAACUUGUAAAAAUAAAAGUUAUAAAGGAACGAGGAAAUAUAUUCGACUUGUUCACUCCAAAUGUUAUCAUAUCCACAUUAGUUUUGCUGGUAAUAGUAAACGUUGCUUUGAUGGGAUACUUUGGUGCUGUAUUUUUGGGCUCGCAAAUUAUCCAAUCAGGUAAACUUGAUUGUAUUAGUAAAAGUGUUACCAAACAGUCAAACUCCACAUGUUACAAACUAACUAACGAUGACUAUAUGUGGAACGUAUUACUUUCUUUCGGAGAUUUGACUGGUGUGCUUAUAACCGUCUUAUUUUUACACCGAGUAUCUAGAAAGGUUAUGAUGCGAGUACUAUUUAUCCCAGCUGCAGCAAGUUUUCCAUUGUUAUAUAUCUGUAUAUCGACGACAAUCAACAUAGUUGUUAUGUUUUUAGCGCGUGGACUUUUGUUAGCCUCAACACAAAUAGUGUUAGUGUAUGUAGCAGAGUUUUAUCCUACGAGAAUACGAGGAACAGCCGUUGCUUUCUUUUUUGGAACAUCUCGAAUUGGUGUGAUUGCAUCAAUAUUUUUGAUCGAAGUUCUUUUUGAGUAUUCAUACUUCCUUAUGACAAUUAUUUAUUGUGCUUUGCUAUUAUUGACAGCUUUGUUAGUUUCUUGUUUAUCUGCUGAUACAAGAAAUACAAAAUUGUUGGACAGAUAAAUGCAGUUUUGAAAUUUAAUAAGUCAGAGUUGAUAAUUUAAUGACCGUAAAAAUUUGUUUCUGAGACUUUUACGUAGUAUAAAAACAGGUGGAAUGCAUAAGCAACAUAAGACGACAAAGACAAGAAAUCAGUAUGGAUAGUAUAUUUUUCAUGUCAAGUUUUCUUGCUGCUAAGGUAGUUUGUAUUGAUAAAAAGAUUAAAAACUUUGUUUAAUAUUGUUAAUUUGAGUUUCUACUUUAAGUGAAAACGAUGUAACAUUGACUUGAAAUCCUAAUUGGGUAAAAUAUAAGUCAACAUAUUAUUGGAUGUUUGAAGCCUAAAUAUCACGUGACAAUAAUACCACUUUUAUAAAAA
Hydractinia symbiolongicarpus is the source of this 1987-nucleotide messenger RNA. Its product is annotated as synaptic vesicle 2-related protein-like. Gene Ontology annotation, cellular component: membrane. The record is from RefSeq and is a predicted model, not a curated record. Gene Ontology annotation, biological process: transmembrane transport. Gene Ontology annotation, molecular function: transmembrane transporter activity. The coding region runs from base 262 to 1632 and encodes 456 amino acids. NCBI's taxonomy places the organism in Eukaryota, Metazoa, Cnidaria, Hydrozoa, Anthoathecata, Hydractiniidae. The transcript is spliced from 2 exons.